This is a messenger RNA of Oryzias latipes (Japanese medaka), 4953 nucleotides long. RefSeq names its product protein diaphanous homolog 3. Gene Ontology annotation, cellular component: actin filament. Gene Ontology annotation, biological process: actin cytoskeleton organization; actin filament polymerization. Gene Ontology annotation, molecular function: actin binding; small GTPase binding. Lineage: Eukaryota; Metazoa; Chordata; Actinopteri; Beloniformes; Adrianichthyidae. The record is from RefSeq and is a predicted model, not a curated record.
CGUUUAACAUCGCGCGGGUCUGUCAAAUAGCAAAAGCGUUCCAUUUUUCCUUUAGGAAACGCUGAGCACCGCUUGUGAUAGCUGCAUUACUUUUAUUUUGAGCGCAGACAUCAUAUAGGUACAGUGAGUCUCUCGUUUUAUGCAGACUUUUUGUUUUCACGCGCUACUGGAAACUGGGGUGUGUUGCGUGACGGUUUUCAAAUUGGAUUAGCGCUAAAUUAAGCCUGUGUUGUUGAAUGGUGUCGUCGCGGACUUGCUAGUUUAGCUGGAGAGGCUGCUGAUACUCACCGUUGACAUCCAUCACGAUUUCUGACUGUCUGUGUGCUGACCGCUUAACUCCCCACCUAAGUAUCAAUCCGCGGAGAAGAGACAUAAGGUUAACAUGGACAGUUACAGCCAGAGGUUUGAAACACCUGCGGGACGAGAAGGUAAAGGCCAAAAGAAGAAGGGUCACAACUCAUCCUAUUACGAUGAUGGAGAACGCAAGCCAAAAUUUCAUUUGCCCUUUAGACACCUCACAGAUGAUGUGUUGGACAGAUUUGCAAGUAUUCGAAUCCCUGGUAGUAAAAAGGAGCGUCCGCCGUUGAUGCUUUCCAAGCACAACUCAAGCGAUUUGUCAACGUCUUCUUCCUCCACUCUGCAUCACUUUGAAGAAGUUUCAUCGAAGAUAACCUCUGAAAAAGAAAUAUUGGCCAUGUUUGAAAAAAUGAUGGAGGACAUGAACCUAAAUGAGGACAAAAAGGCUCCCUUACGGGAAAAAGAUCUCAACACAAAGCGAGAAAUGGUCCUCCAGUAUAUUUUUGCUGCCUCCAAAUCUGGUAACCUUAGAAACAGUCAUCAGAUAUCUCCCCAAGAAUUUCUUUGUGAGCUGAAGUCAGGGGUGAUGGAUGACCGCCUGUUUGCUUGUUUGGAUUCAUUGCGAGUUUCACUAACCAGCAACCCUGUCAGUUGGGUGCAGAGCUUUGGACACGAGGGCCUUGGACUGCUGCUGGAUAUAUUGGAGAGACUGCUACUCAAGAAGCCGCAAGAGAAGAUCGAUAAAAAGAACCAACAUAAAGUUGUCCAGUGUCUCAAAGCCUUUAUGAACAACAAGUAUGGGUUGGAUCGAAUUCUAGGAGAAGAGAGAAGCCUUUCUUUACUCGCCAGAGUCAUCGACCCCACCCACUCUGCCAUGAUGACUGACGUGGUAAAGCUGCUGUCCGCCAUCUGCAUUGUAGGCGAAGAGAACACACUAGAAAAGAUUCUGGAGGCUAUCACCACAGCAGGAGAAUGGCGAUCCAUUGAGAGGUUCAGUCCCAUUGUGCGAGGACUGAGAGAUCGCUCGGUCCAACUGCAGGUAGCAUGCAUGCAGCUCAUCAAUGCCCUCGUAACAUCUCCCGAUGAGCUGGACUUCAGGCUGCACAUUAGAAAUGAAUUUAUGCGCUGCGGCCUCAAAGAAAUAUUGCCGCAACUAGGAACCAUCAGGAACGAGGCCCUUGACAUCCAGCUGAAGGUGUUUGAGGAGCAUAAAGAGGAAGACAUGAUGGAGUUUUCUCAUCGAUUGGAAGACAUCAGGAGUGAGCUGGAUGAUGCGGGGGAUGUCUUCAGCUUUGUGCAAAGCAUGGUGAAGGACACCAAUGCAGAGCCCUAUUUCCUCUCUAUCCUGCAGCACCUGGCGCUUAUACGCAAUGACUACUUGGUCAGGCCCCAGUACUUCAAGAUUAUUGAAGAAUGUAUUUCUCAGAUUGUGCUGCACCGUAGUGGGACAGAUCCAGAUUUCACUUACCGAAAGCGCCUAGAUGUUGAUUUCAGUCACCUCUUAGAGGUGUGCACAGACAAAGCUCGAAUUGAGGAGUUUGAACAAAGAGCUUCAGAGUUGGCCCAAAAGUUUGAUGAAGAGCUCCUGAGAAGACAGGAGGCACAAGCUCAGCUGGGGAAGUAUGAGGAAAAAAUAGCCGAACUUCAAACAGAGCUACAGGCCUGCAGGACUCAGUUUGGAUCUAUACCUGUGACUUUUACGCAGGGUGAGCAGCCGUCAUCUUCCUCAACAACUGCUGUUGCUGGAUCGUCUGUGCCAGGUCCUCCUCCUCCACCGCCACCACCUCCACCACCUCCUCCUCCACCUGGCUGGCCUUCUGCACCUCCUCCACCUGGCCCGCCUCCUCAGUUCGGUGUCCCUCCUCCUCCUCCGCUUGUGUUUGGGGGUGCCUUUGGUUCCCCAACCCAUGACACGCUGCCUUAUGGCCUCAGGCCGAAGAAGGAGUUCAAGCUUGAGACCGGCAUGAAGCGCCUCAACUGGUCCAAAAUCCGUCCUCAGGAAAUGUCUGAAGGCUGCUUCUGGGUCCGAGCUGAUGAGAACCAGUAUUCAAAACCAGAACUGCUCAGCAGGGUUGCUCUCACUUUUGGGUCACAAAGAACAGACUGUGAGGAGAGUGUACCAACAGAGGAGCAAAUCAAGAAAGAAGAGGAGGACACAGAGGACAAGAAAUCCAUAAAGAAGAGAAUCAGGGAGUUGAAGGUGCUCGAUCCCAAGAUUGCACAAAAUCUGUCUAUUUUCUUGGGUUCCUUCCGAAUGCCUUAUGAAGAAAUUCGACGUAUGAUAGUGGAGGUGGAUGAGGAACAACUCACCGAGCCGAUGAUCCAGAACCUGGUGAAGCACCUGCCAGAGCAGGAGCAGCUCAACGCUCUUGCCAAGUACAAAUCCGAGUACUCCAGUUUGUCAGAGCCGGAGCAGUUCGGUGUUGUGAUGAGUACGGUGAAACGGCUGCGCCCUCGCCUAAGCCACAUUCUCUUCAGACUACAGUUUGAGGAGCAAGUAAACAACCUGCGCCCGGAUAUCUUGGCAGUGAAUGCCGCGUGCGAAGAGGUCAGGAGGAGCCUCUCUUUUGGCCGCUUACUGGAGCUUGUACUGCUGCUGGGGAAUUACAUGAAUGCCGGCUCUCGAAAUGCCCAGUCUUAUGGCUUUGACCUGAGCUCCCUUUGCAAGCUGAAGGACACAAAAUCUGCAGACCAGAAGACGACUUUACUUCACUUCCUGGCACAAAUAUGUGAAGAGGAAUUCCCAGAUGUGAUCAAGUUUGUGGACGACCUGGAACAUGUGGAUCGAGCCAGCAGAGUGUCUGCAGAGAAUGUGGAAAAGAGCCUAAGGCAGAUGGAGAGGCAGCUGCUGCAGCUGGAGAGAGACCUGGAGACUUUCUCGUCCCCCGAUGACCAGAGCGACAUGUUUUUUGUUAAAAUGGCUAGCUUCAGCAAAGGAGCACGGGACCAGUACAGCAAGUUAGUAACCGUGCACAGCAAGAUGGAGACAUCAUAUCAGAACAUCCUGGAAUACUUUGCUGUCGAUCCAAAGAAGACAUCUGUGGAGGAGCUCUUUACUGAUCUCAGCAACUUCCGGUCCAUGUUUACACAAGCACUUAAGGAGAACUUUAAACAGAGGGAGUUGGAAGAGAAGCAGAGAAGAGCCCGGGUGGCAAAGGAGAAAGCCGAGCGAGAAAAGCUGGAGAGGCAGCAGAAGAAGAGGAGGUUACUUGAAGUAAAUGCAGAGAAUGAUGAGACUGGUGUGAUGGACUGUUUGCUGGAGGCUCUGCAGUCAGGAGCCGCUUUCAGGGACCGCAGGAAAAGAGCCCCACGGCCCAGAGAAAACAACAAGCCACCAUUACAAAGGUCUUGCUCUCGACAGAAUGUAAAUGCCAGCUUGGCAGCGGCGGGGAAAGCUUCGUCGGCCAAGGAGUCCCGUAACGAGUCUGAGGGCCAUCCAUCUGCCGCCAAGUCUCAGGCAUCCUCGUCUAUAGAGUCAGGUCGCAGGAACAGGAACCCUCCAGGUCAAAACUACGGUCUGGAAAGGGAGAGGGUGGUGGAAAGGGAGACGCUUAAAGGGACCAAGAAAGAGGUGGAGGUGGAAGCAGAAGCCCUCCAGCCUUCCUCCUCUGCAGUCAGCAGCUUCAACGCCAAUGGAGAAUCAGAUGUUGAGGCUCUUCUGGCCAAACUCAGAGCCUUGUAAGAUUUGUAUUUUCUAAUAUUGACAAAUUAUCUGCAACAUAGAUCAUUAUUGCUCACUCAUCUUAACAUGUGACCAAAAAAAAACGGUUCCAAUAGACUUUCUAAGGAGGCAACAUUAUUUAUAGAAGUUACUUGUCAGGUAGAACAGAUGAUUGUGGUGACAAAAUUAAUAAAAUAAAAUAAAUACUUUGACUGAAAUAUUUGAUGAUACUACUAUCAAAAAACGUCUGUAAAAUGAAAAAAAAAGCUGAUCGCUCACAAUUUUAAACUUUUUCAGAAAGUUUUUUUCCUAUAGCUCUGCCUUUAUUUACACAGAUAUGAUUAUUGAAAUGAAAAAGUUGUCAGAUUUACUAGAAUCUGCUUCUGCACUCCAUAAAGAUUGGUUUGACCAGGUGUUCCACUCCUUGCUAUGCCAAUUUGUUUUUUUAAAGAAAACCAAAUAUAACUUUAUCAAGUCUUUUUAUAAUCCUCACUCUUUAAUUUUGUUUUCUAAUCCUAUACCCGUAUUUUUCUGAAAUAUUUUCAUUUAAUGUUAUUGGAAUUUUCUCAUUUUAAUCUGGCAUGUGCAUCUAUUACUUUUUAUUAUAGAUCAUCUUUAUUUGUAUUCCCGUUUAUUACUUAAUCCGUAUAAUCUAUUCAUGGAAUAAAUUUAAUAGUUAGGACACUGACCCAACUUUAAAAAAAUCAAUUACAAACUAAACUUUGAACGGUAUAAUUAACUUACCAUUUGAUUAUGCUGUCACAAUUCUAAAUGCUAAACAGAUCUGACUAUUUAGUGGCUGUAAUACUUUGCAAAAUCAACCUACAGAGUUAGGAACAAAAAGUCUAGAAUUCAACUCUAAAACAGAAGCUAAUUUAGCUAAUUUAAUCCAAUUAAUGUUAAGAAUUGUCUAGAAGACCAUCUUAAAUAAAGUCCUUGUGUUUCUAUGUGUACCUUUUAAUUGUAUUUACAAUAAAAUCACAUUCUCAUUCACA